This is a messenger RNA of Saccoglossus kowalevskii, 1355 nucleotides long. RefSeq names its product immunoglobulin-binding protein 1b-like. Lineage: Eukaryota; Metazoa; Hemichordata; Enteropneusta; Harrimaniidae. Gene Ontology annotation, molecular function: protein phosphatase 2A binding. The record is from RefSeq and is a predicted model, not a curated record. Gene Ontology annotation, biological process: regulation of dephosphorylation; regulation of signal transduction. Gene Ontology annotation, cellular component: cytosol.
GUUUAUAAAUGGCGAACCACGAAGAGAAGCAAGUACCCAAAUUGUCAGAUAUAUUCGAUAGUGCUUGGAAAAUUCACAUUGAAUUAGAAUCUAGUAAUGAUGCAACGAAUAGUGACGGUUAUCAGACGAAAGUGAAAGAAGCUAUCAAAUUAUUUGAAAAAUGUACUAUGAUGGUUAGUGAACUCAGUUUUUUAGUGAUAAUGAAGAAAUUGAAGAAGUACCCACAUCAUCUCUCAAGUACUUAUUACUGCCAGCAUUUCUGGGAGAUUUGAUGCUGAAGCUAACAAGCCAAGAUAGAUUGUCUCAAGUACAGAAAGCUAGCGUGUAUUUCAAAGACUUUUUAAAAAGAUGCAAGUGUUAUGGUUUAACCACUGAGGACAUACCAAAUAAUCCAUCACCAUCAUCAGACAUGUCUGCUGCCAGACCUAAUCUUAUGGGAAUGGCAGCCAACAGAGAAAUGAAAAUAAAAAGAUACAGAGAAAAGAAAGAAAGAGAAGAGAGGCUGAAUUCUCUUGGUAGUCCUGUGGAUAUUACACAGCGAGAUGAAGAUGUACAGAGAGAGUAUUAUCUUCUGAUUGUUAAAAAAUGGAUCAGCGACUCACUAGAUGAGUAUUCCAAUGUCCAACAAGAAAUAGAAAUAUUACACCAUAUGGCAAAAAUGAAAAAAAUUUCAGGAGAUGCUCCACCGUCAGCCACAGCCCCACCACCGACAAAAGGUCGUCCUCCUCCAUCUGCACAGCCACUUAAACCAUUCAUUCUGACUCGUGAUGACAUACAAGCCAAGGUGUUUGGUGCUGGCUAUCCCAGCAUUCCUACCAUGACUUUAGAAGAUUAUUUUCAGAAAGAAAUAAUGGAAGGAAAGAUUCAAAACAGUAUAUAUUUUUACAGCAGUGGUGGUCAGCAAACACUCUCAGAAAGAGAAGCUGUUGAAAAAAAAGAAAUUGAGAAGGAGAGAGAAAUUGAAAGGGAUGACGAGGAUGCAUUAAAAAAAGCAAGACAAUGGGAUGAGUGGAGAGAUGAUCAUAGAAGAGGUGAAGGAAAUCGACAAAACAUGGGAUGAUUGUGACACGUAUACAUAUAAAGUACUCUGAAAAAUAAAAAAACAAACAAACUCAGGCUCAAUGUUUAUCUUAUUUCACAUUGGAAUGACAUCUACAUUUGCUUAUAGACAUAUAGUGGUCUGUCAGGAGGAAUGUUGCACUUUCAGAAUAUGUGUUUAGGUUAUGGGUGACUGUCCACAGCUUCUCAAUCAUGCGUUGUAUACCCUUAUUGUACACUGUGUACUACUACGUAUUGACAACAUUCACCACUAUUAGACAAUGUACAGAAAAAGUAAUAAAUAAAUAAAUAAUGUA